Messenger RNA from Hymenoscyphus albidus, 405 nucleotides. Lineage: Eukaryota; Fungi; Ascomycota; Leotiomycetes; Helotiales; Helotiaceae. The record is from the annotation of a GenBank genome assembly.
AUGUUGAGCGCAUGGAAGAAGGAGCCAAGACUCGUGGGUGUGGCCCCUCAACCCGCAGCAGCCGGGACCAUGGCCUGCUGCAUGUCAGCCAACUUUGGACUUUCGAUGCGCGUUGGAAAGUUGAAUCUCCAUGAUCGAUUGCUGGAUCAUCCAUCUUUGCGGCCCUCUGCCAUUGCCAAGUGCGACCCCCAACAGCAAUCCAAGGUUAGGGACGACGGCAGUGGCUGCAAAGGUGGGCCAGCGAAUAUCCGUACUGUAUGGAGUAUUCUAGCUAGCUGAUUUACGUACACCGUAGGACAACAGCUCCAGCUCCAGGCCGUACCGUAUUUCCAAGUUCCAACCGAUCUUACUUUUGUGCAAAGACAACAACAUGGGCUGAUGAACAUGGUCAGCGUCAAUUCCUAG